Messenger RNA from Psammomys obesus (fat sand rat), 1204 nucleotides. RefSeq names its product NADH-cytochrome b5 reductase 2. The transcript is spliced from 9 exons. The coding region runs from base 129 to 962 and encodes 277 amino acids. The record is from RefSeq and is a predicted model, not a curated record. Lineage: Eukaryota; Metazoa; Chordata; Mammalia; Rodentia; Muridae. Gene Ontology annotation, molecular function: oxidoreductase activity; FAD binding. Gene Ontology annotation, cellular component: mitochondrion.
GCCGUCAGGACCAUCAACGGACACUGCUCAUCUCGAGGACAAGUUAGACAUCUUGCUCCAGGACCAGUUCCUGCUCUUGGCCUUUUGGUGUCAUUAGUGCCACUGUGCGUCUCCUGGCCUUGAAGAAAAUGAGCAUCAAAAAGAAACACCAUCUUAUCACCUUACAGGACCCUGAAGCCAAGUACUCCCUGCCCUUGAUUGAGAAGGAGCAAAUCAACCACAACACCCGAAGAUUCCGCUUUGGCCUGCCCUCACCGGACCAUGUCUUGGGGCUUCCUGUAGGUAACUAUGUCCAUCUUUUGGCCCAAAUUAACAAUGAGUUGGUGAUCAGGGCUUACACACCUGUCUCCAGUGACGAUGAUAAAGGCUUUGUGGACUUAAUUAUAAAGAUCUACUUUAAAAAUGUGCACCCCAAGUAUCCUGAAGGAGGAAAGAUGACCCAGUACUUGGAGAACAUGAAAAUUGGGGACACCAUCCUUUUUCGAGGGCCAACAGGGCGCCUGUUCUACGAUGAGCCAGGGACCCUUUCAGUUAAAAAAGACAAAAUGAGUGAGCCUGAAAAAAAACUGGUUCAUCACCUGGGGAUGAUUGCUGGCGGAACAGGCAUCACACCCAUGCUGCAGCUCAUUCGCCAUAUCACCAAGAACAGCAGCGAUGGGACCAAGAUGUCUCUUCUCUUUGCCAACCAGACAGAAGAGGAUAUUUUGCUGAGAAAGGAACUAGAAAAAAACACCACGACUCACCCCGACCAAUUCAACUUGUGGUACACCCUGGACAGGCCUCCAGAUGGCUGGAAGUACAGCUCCGGCUUUGUCACUGCUGACAUGAUCAAGGAGCACCUUCCUCCCCCUGGGGAGGCCAUACUCAUCCUGGUAUGCGGCCCACCAGCUCUGAUCCAGGAGGCAGCUCACCCCAGCCUGCAGCAGCUUGGCUAUACCAAAGACAUGUUUUUUACCUAUUAACACCUUCCAUCCUCCUUAACUGGUCCCUGUCUGUUUCAGAGUGAGUUUGGCUUCACCCUGUUCAACUAGGGUAUUUGCAGAGUGCCUUUUCAUGUACCACUGGGCAUGAUGUUCUCUUGGUUGUGGGCCUAAGAAGAGUUCAAGGGGCUGAAGACAAAGUGGUUUUUCAGUUUCCAGGCUUGGAGGCUGGGAAGAAAGCCACUUUCUUCAUGGCUUAGUGGAAUAAACUGGAUUACUCUGCA